This is a messenger RNA of Culex quinquefasciatus (southern house mosquito), 1865 nucleotides long. Its product is annotated as transmembrane protein 87A. Gene Ontology annotation, biological process: retrograde transport, endosome to Golgi. The transcript has 7 exons. Gene Ontology annotation, cellular component: membrane; Golgi apparatus. The record is from RefSeq and is a predicted model, not a curated record. Lineage: Eukaryota; Metazoa; Arthropoda; Insecta; Diptera; Culicidae. Bases 142 to 1728 code for a protein of 528 amino acids.
CGAAUGUUUGGCCAGCUGUCAAAAUCGAGUGAAAAAGUGGUGUUUCAAAACGAGAAAAGGGACCGAGGCUCGGCAGAUGUGGGACGAUUUUCGGACGACGGCCACAAAUCGGUAAUUUUUUAUUCGAGGUAACGCGGAACCAUGAAGCUGCUGCUGCUGGCCAGUUGUUGGGCGUCCCUGGUCGGCCUGCUGGUGGCCUUCCCCGAGCAGGGCAAGUGGGACUUUACGCUGUCGACGGAUGGUCGAUACAUGCCGAUUCCGAAGUCGGUCUACGCCGGAUUUCGGAUUUACACGCAGAUAAGCUGCUCUCCGUUAGAUUCUCAGAAGCCAACAGUUCCGUUGCAAAUCUCCUGGAUGUUGCUGGAACUAAAAUGUUGGGAAGAAUACGUCCGGAACUCGGGCAACCCGCAGUACGACGAGUUCUUCUCGACGCCGAACCACUCCAAGGUGACGUCGGAUCCGAUCACGGAAUCGUGUACCUCCGGUGGCCACAUCAGCCUACCCGAGCUGAAGCUUAAGGAGGCCGUGGUGGUUCCGGACGAGAAAGCCCCGUCUCCGGCCAAAACGCGCCGUGAGGUGGGCCAGUCGGAACCGCACUCGAUCUUCACCAUCCCCAAGGACGGGCUGUACAUCUUCAUCCUGCGGAUCGAGUCCAAAGAGGACUACCAGGCGAACGUGCACGUCGAGAUGAAGGGCCCGAACGGGUUCCUGUCGGCCGUCGAUUGGCCGCUGCUGCCGUUCUACGGCGCCAUGUGUGGAGUUUACGUCAUCCUCGGCAUCAUCUGGCUGACGGUUUCGUUCCUGCAGUGGCGCGACCUUCUCCGGAUUCAGUUCUGGAUCGGCGGCGUCAUCCUGCUGGGGAUGCUCGAGAAGGCCGUGUUUUACGGCGAGUACCAGAGCGUCAACUCGACGGGAAUCCCCGUCAAGGGGAUGGUCCUGUUCGCGGAGUGGGUCUCCUGCGGCAAGCGAACCCUCGCCCGGAUGUUGGUUAUCAUCGUGUCGCUGGGCUUUGGAAUCGUCAAGCCCCGCCUCGGCCCGAUGCUGCACCGCGUCGUCGGCACCGGCGUCCUCUACCUGGUCCUCGCCUGCGUCGAGAGCUUCCUCCGGAUAAUGCACACCAAAAACGACCAACUCCUAGUCGCUAGCAUCCCGCUCGCAGUCCUGGACUCCGCCAUCUGCUGGUGGAUCUUCACCUCGCUCGUCCAGACCACGCGCACGCUCCGGUUGCGACGGAACAUGGUCAAACUCUCGCUCUACCGACACUUUACCAACACGCUCAUCUUUGCCGUGCUGGCGUCGGUCGUGUUUAUGCUGUACUCGAUCAAGACGCACCGCUUCGCGGACUGCCUGACCGACUGGAAGGAGCUGUGGGUGGACGACGCCUUCUGGCACGUGCUGUUCUCGACGCUGCUGCUGGUGAUUAUGAUUCUGUGGCGCCCGACGAACAACAACCAGCGGUACGCGUUCACUCCGCUGCUGGAUAAUCCGGAGGACGAGGAUGAUGACGAGGAGGAACAAUUUGUGUCGGACGCGUACGGCGUCAAGAUGCGCGGCGCUCGCAGCGCCUCCCCCAAGCCUAACUCGGCCAAGAGUCCCACCACCGAGGAGGACGACCUGAAGUGGGUCGAGGACAACAUCCCGGCGGCGAUUGCGGACGCGGCCCUGCCGGUGCUCGACUCGGACGAGGAAAUCGUCAACACCAAGUUCGAGGUGUCCAAGAUGCAAUAAACAAAAAACAUUUAGGUGGGGAGGGUUGGGGACAAAGUUGGACCGAAAUGCUUUCUUUCUUUUUUUUGCGGAAGAAAAAAAUGGUUUAGAUAUUUUGGUUUUUACAGCAAAAGAUAAAAAUCCGGACAAGAAAACAA